UGGUUCCAGCCGAUCAUGUGACAAUCCAAGAUGGCGGUGCCCAGUGAGGCGGAGGAAGAGGCGGCCGUUUACUUAAUAGUGAGCGGUAUCCCCUCAGAGUUGCGCUCAGCCCAGCUACGGAGCUACUUUAGCCAGUUCCGGGAACAGCGCGACUGUGGCUUCCUCUGUUUCCACUACCGGCAUCGUCCUGAGCGGGCCCCUCCGCAGGCCGCGCCCGACUCUGCCCAAACUCCUGUCGGCCAGGUUCUCGCCCAGACUUCGGUCACCGAUGCCCGCCCGCUCUCCACUCGGAACUCUGCUCCCGCUCAGACCCGCACCUGCUGCUGCGUCGUCUCGGUACAGGGGGCGGCUCAAGCCCAGAGGCUUCUUCGCAUGUACUCAGGCCGCCAGUGGCUGGAUUCUCAGGGGGCUUGGUUGCCCGGUCGUUGUUUCAUCCGCAGACUUCGGCUACCUACUGAGGCAUCAGGUUUGGGCUCCUUUCCCUUCAAGACCCGGAAGGAACUACAGAGUCGGAAGGCUAAGAGUGAAGCCUUCACUUUGGCCGACCUGAGGCAACUGCCAGAGCUGAACCCACCGGUGCUGAUGCCCAAUGGAAAUGUGGGGACUCCCCUGCGGGUGUUUUUGGAGUUGAUCCGGGCCUGCCGCCUCCCUCCUCGGAUCAUCACGCAGCUGCAGCUCCAGUUCCCCAAGACAGGUUCCUCCCGACGCUAUGGCAACGUGCCCUUCAAGUAUGAGGACUCAGAGACUGUGGAGCAGGAAGAGCUUGUGUACACAGCUGAGGGUGAGGAGAUACCCCAGGGAACCUGCCUGACAGAGGUACCAGCCAGCCCUGGUGGAGAGCCCGAGGUAGAAGGGGAAAAGGAGGAGGAAGAGGAGUCACACUCAGAUGAUGACGAUGACCGGGGUGAGGAGUGGGAGCGGCAUGAAGCGCUGCAUGAGGACGUGACCGGGCAGGAGCGCACUGCUGAGCGACUCUUUGAGGAGGAGAUCGAGCUCAAGUGGGAGAAGGGUGGCUCUGGCCUGGUAUUCUACACUGAUGCCCAGUUCUGGCAGGAGGAAGAAGGAGACUUUGAUGAACAGACAGCUGACGACUGGGAUGUGGACAUGAGUGUGUACUAUGACAGAGAUUGUGGAGACAAGGAUGCCCGAGACUCGGUCCGAAUGCGUCUGGAACGCAGACUCCGUGACGGUCAGGAGGACGGCUCUGUGAUUGGACGCCAGGUGGGCACUUUUGAGCGCCACACCAAGGGCAUUGGGCGGAAGGUGAUGGAGCGGCAGGGCUGGGCUGAGGGCCAAGGCCUGGGCAGCCAGUGCUCAGGGGUGCCUGAGGCCCUGGAUAAUGACGGCCAGCACCCUAGAUGCAAGCGUGGAUUGGGGUACCAUGGAGAGAAGCUACAGCCAUUUGGGCAACUAAAGAGGUCCCGUGGAACUGGUUUGGGUCUCAUCUCCACCAUUUAUGAUGAGCCUCUACCCCAAGACCAGGGGGAGUCGCUGCUUCGCAGCCAGCCACCCACCAGCAUGAAGUUUCGGACAGACAUGACCUUCGUGAGAGGUUCCAGCUGUGCUUUGGACAGCUCCUCAGAGCCUGAGUGACAGGUUUGGGGGCUUCCUUAGUCAAGAUCACUCAUUAACUACACAGUGGCAGCCCUCUGCCCUGGCCUUACGUCCCACAGAAGCAGGAAGAAGUCUGGGAGCAGCUAUCUGCAUGGCCUGUUCAGGGUGCUUUGUUCUGAACUUGCUUUCUGGCACUCUACCUCAAGGGCAUUUUUACAAAAAGCCCCCUCCCCUCCCCUUUGAUAUUAGGGCUUAAUGACCUCUCCUUGGCCUCCUGACCUGUCCGUUUGGGCUUGCCCCUCUUGCCUCCCCAGUACCUUGAAAAGCUGGAUUGACUGAGGUUAUCAGCACAAGCUUCCUUGGGGAGGUCACCACGAAGACCACAAAGAGGGAAGGGGGCCGGGAAGGAGAGGAUUUGUGGUGCUCCGAAGAGCCGGCCUUGGAGCGGGCCCUCCAAUGCCUCUACUGCUAACUGGCUGGGACUAGACAGCGGAGAGUCCGCGGGAGGUGGCCUGGAUCUGCGACCGAAUGGAAGAAUAAAGAAGUUUAUAACCGUA
Molecule: messenger RNA, 2111 nt
Organism: Rhinolophus ferrumequinum (greater horseshoe bat)
Lineage: Eukaryota; Metazoa; Chordata; Mammalia; Chiroptera; Rhinolophidae
Gene: GPATCH3
Product: G-patch domain containing 3
Exons: 7
Coding region: 31-1593 (520 amino acids)
Biological process (GO): positive regulation of DNA-templated transcription; negative regulation of RIG-I signaling pathway; negative regulation of type I interferon production
Molecular function (GO): nucleic acid binding
Source: RefSeq, a predicted model, not a curated record